This is a messenger RNA of Loxodonta africana (African savanna elephant), 1810 nucleotides long. RefSeq names its product TNF receptor superfamily member 13C (gene TNFRSF13C). Lineage: Eukaryota; Metazoa; Chordata; Mammalia; Proboscidea; Elephantidae. Gene Ontology annotation, cellular component: external side of plasma membrane. Bases 36 to 572 code for a protein of 178 amino acids. Gene Ontology annotation, molecular function: signaling receptor activity. The record is from RefSeq and is a predicted model, not a curated record. The transcript is spliced from 3 exons. Gene Ontology annotation, biological process: positive regulation of B cell proliferation; positive regulation of T cell proliferation; B cell costimulation.
CUGGGUCCCAGCUGUGUGCGCGGUAGCACAGCACCAUGGGGCUAGGAUCGAGGAGCAUGGGGGGCAGGGACGGGUCGGAGCCCACCCUGUGCGGCCAGGCCGAGUGCUUCGAUCUGCUGCUCCGGGUCUGUGUGGCCUGCAGGCUCUUCCGGACUCCCGAGCCCAGCCCGGCGGCCGGUGCGAGCAGCCCGGCGACCGGGACCGCGCUGCAGCCGCAGGAGUCGGUGGGCGCGGGCGCCGUCCCCCAGGGGGCGCUGCCACUGCCAGGGCUGCUCUUCGGCGCCCCCGCGCUGCUGGGGCUGGCGCUGGCCCUGGGCCUGGUGGGCCUGGUGAGGUGGAGGCGGCGACGGCGCGGGAUGGCGCCCCCGGAGGCCUCCGACCGCUACCCGAACGAGUCCCUGGACAAUGUCAUCAUCCUCUCCCCUGGACCCAUUGAUGCCACAAGUCCUGUCUGGUCUCCACCUGAAGACAGAGCCACCACCCUACCUGGCCACAGUGUCCCUGUGCCAGCCACAGAGCUGGGUUCUACUGAGCUGGUGACCACCAAGACAACUGGCCCUGAGCAGCUGUAGCAAUGGAGGGGGCAGGAGGUGGCCCUGCCCUCCCUGUGGGCCACCAGCCAGGGGCUUGGAAGUUGAAUUUGGCUCUUCACCCUAGCACCCACCUGCCCCUUUCCUGGGAGCCAAGCUGCUCCGCUGCUGCACCCUGCAGGACCACAGACACUACAGACGACAGUGUUCAAAGGCAGCAUGGACUGCUUACCGUGCUUGCUUUUGGCUUCCAACCAUACCAUCUUUGACAGCCCUGGAAGGUUGUAUCUGAGCUCCUGUCCUUUUGAACAAUUGGGGCACCACAUAGAAGGGUCUUCCUUACACUGGGAAAGCACCAUUAUGCCAGAAUAAAUCUAGAUAAAGGAUAACUCAGAAGGAUGCUUAGUUUGCAACCAAAACUGAAAAACCAAAGCACUUGCCAAUUCUGACUCCGGGCAACCCCAUGUGUUGCAGAAUAGAUCUGUGCUCCGUAGGGUUCUCAAGGCUAUGACCUUUGGGAAAUAGAUGGCCAGGCCUUUCUUCUGAAGAAUCUCUGGGUGGGUUAAAACCGCCAACCUUUUGGUUACUAGUCAAGUGGUUAACCAUUUGCGCUAUCCAGUGACUCCUGUUUGUAACUAGGUGUUAUAUUUCUUUAAUACUUGCUCUCAGAGCUGUCCUGCUUUUAAACUGACGUAAAUGGUAGCAAUGAGUUUGCCCUGGGAUUUAGGAAUGAGAAGUAGCCUGACCAAAAGGCCAACAAUUACUGAAAAGCAAAGACUAGAAGAUAAGGGGUCACGGAAAUCAGAGUACUGCAAAGGGAACAAACAGAACCACAAAGAGAAUAUUGACACAUUGUGAUAAAUGCCACUGAACAGUUUGUGUGGAAGUUGUCAAAUGGGAACCUAACUUGCUGUAUAAGCUUUCACCAAAAACUCAAUAAAAUAUUAUUUAAAAAGAAAAGAAAUAGCCCGGAUUGUGCUGAUUCUCAGGUAUCUCUAUCUUAGGGUCAACCCUGAGCCUGGCCCAACCUGCUGGGACCUAAGACGCCAUUUUCACCCUAGUGACAGCUUCCAGAACCAUAGACCUGCACCUGGGAGGAAGUCCACACCCUCUGGGGCUGGGCUCCCAAACCCAGGCUGAGGGAACACUGAUAGGCACUGCCCCCAGAAACCACCCUGGAGUCCCAGCAGCCUCUAAGCCACCGCACAGUCAGCUACACACAGGACAGAGUCUGAGAACUACAGGAAGCUCCUUUGUACAGAGGCGAGGGCAGGCCUGUG